Molecule: messenger RNA, 921 nt
Organism: Strongylocentrotus purpuratus (purple sea urchin)
Lineage: Eukaryota; Metazoa; Echinodermata; Echinoidea; Camarodonta; Strongylocentrotidae
Exons: 1
Coding region: 1-921 (306 amino acids)
Source: RefSeq, a predicted model, not a curated record
AUGAGUGCAGCAGAUCAACUUCAAGCUGCUGGUGGGCAGUCUGAGGUCAAACAGAAAGAUGAAAAACAGGAAAAGAAACAGGAAAAUGUGUUGGAGGUGAAUCCUGAAGACUCGGUGAGUCAGUGUGUCAGCCAUACUAGCUCUGCUUCGUCAGCCAUGUUGAAAGCUAUGGCCAGAAAGGCAGCCCUAGCAGCUGAAGCAGCUGCUAUAGAAGAACGCCAACAACUAGAACUUGAGGAAUUUCAACUAACGCAGCGUAAGUUGAGAUUAUCGAUGCAGACGAAGCUCAGGGUUGCAGAAACAGAAGAACAGAUAUACCUUGAGUUUGAGAAUAAGAAGUUUGGAAUAAGCUUUCCUGAGAAAGAACAGGAUGAAACCUUACCUUACACUCCUGGCAAGGUAGUGACAGAGACUGUUGUUCCUACUAAGUCUACGAAGUGUAAGCCUAUCACAGCAAAUAGGUCUGACCAUGGACAACCGCUGACCAUGAGUGAUGAUUCCGAUGUAGUCACCCUACUGAAGGAAGGACAACAGGAGCAACGCCGUCUUUGGGAGGUGAUGCAGCUGCCUAAGGCCGAGUUGACGCCUUAUGACGGAAAUCCCCUAGAAUUUUGGGAGUUCUGGCGGAGUUUCGAGGACAACAUUGACUCUAGUUCGUGCGGAGAUAGGACGAAGCUAACUCGCCUCUUAUACUAUUGUCGAGGGGAACCUAAGAGACGUUUGAGUCCUUGCUUAUUAAUGAACGCAUCACAAGGAUAUUCAACAGCAAAGCGACUUCUGAUUGAAAGAUUUGGAGACCCAGUUGUCAUCACAGACUCCUGGAUGAAGAAGAUAACAUCUGGGAAGCAGAUUAGCCCUCGUGACAAGAAAGGUUUAAGAGAGCUGGCAGAUGACAAGAGUGUCUGCCUAAUGUCAUUUUAA